Molecule: messenger RNA, 582 nt
Organism: Lactuca saligna
Lineage: Eukaryota; Viridiplantae; Streptophyta; Magnoliopsida; Asterales; Asteraceae
Source: the annotation of a GenBank genome assembly
AUGACUGAGUUUAUUAAACCAUUACCCCCUGGACUUACACCCAAAGUAAAGAGAGUGAAGCAUGCAUUUGAAUCACAAGAUGCCAAAUACCCUCAAAAAGUUGGGCCUCCUAUACCAAGAAGGGAUGCUGCUCCUCCCCCAGUUUCAGAAUCUGGUAAUCAAGUAGGUGGUCCUGCUGAACAAGAGAAUGACAAUGAGGUGAAGGUGAAUGCAAGACAUACUUUAAAGGAGUUGUUGUUGUCAGGAUAUACACAUGCUGAUGUAGUGGCUGCUAUGAAAGAGGUUUAUGGAGAAGUUAAGGAAAAAAAGAUUGAAGAAAGAGAGGAUGAGGAAGAAGAAGUUGAAGAGAAAGAGGUUGAGGAACAAGAGAUUGAAGGCAGAGAGGCUGGGGAAGAAGAAGUUGAAGAGAGAGAGAGGUUAAGGAACAAGAGAUUGAAGAAAGAGAGACUGAGGCAGAAGAAGUUGAAGAGAGAGAGGUCGAAGAAGAAGAAGUUCAAGGCAGAGAGGUUGAGGAAGAAGAAGUUGAAGGCGAAGUGGUUGAGGAAGAAGGAGUGGAAGAGAGAGAGGUUGGAGCAAGAGUGA